This is a messenger RNA of Cheilinus undulatus (humphead wrasse), 2597 nucleotides long. RefSeq names its product methionine adenosyltransferase II, beta (gene mat2b). Gene Ontology annotation, molecular function: methionine adenosyltransferase regulator activity. The record is from RefSeq and is a predicted model, not a curated record. Bases 201 to 1175 code for a protein of 324 amino acids. Gene Ontology annotation, biological process: S-adenosylmethionine biosynthetic process. Gene Ontology annotation, cellular component: methionine adenosyltransferase complex. The transcript is spliced from 7 exons. NCBI's taxonomy places the organism in Eukaryota, Metazoa, Chordata, Actinopteri, Labriformes, Labridae.
CCACAGAAGAAGAAAAUCAACAACUACAGUACUAGAAAAAGAGAAAGACGGACUGUCUAGAUUUUUUUCUGAGGUCUUCUGAUAAGCUCCUUUGACUCUAUUGGACUCUACUGGACUCUACCAGGCUCUGCUGGACUCUACCGGACUCUAGUGCAGCUUGUGGCCCGUCUAAACUGGUCUCUCUGGUCUUUCUUGGUCUGAUGCCGGGGUUUCAGAUCUCAGGCUCGGAGGAGGAAGUGCUGGUCCCCACACAGAGGGUCUUGGUCACUGGGGCGACAGGUCUGCUGGGUCGGGCGGUCUGCAGAGAGUUCCAGAGCAGCGGCUGGUCAGUCAUUGGGACAGGUUUCAGGAGAGCCAGGCCCCGCCUUCUUCGAUGUGAUCUCACAGAUGAGGAUGCUGUCAGAGGUCUACUGCAAGAGUACACACCUGAUGUGAUCGUCCACUGUGCAGCUGAGAGACGUCCUGAUGUUGUGGAGAGACACACAGAAGCAGCUGUUAACCUUAACGUGCACGCCACAAGCAUGCUCGCCAAAGAGGCUGCUGCAUGUGGAGCAUUUUUAAUCUACAUCAGCAGUGACUACGUGUUCGAUGGCAGGAACCCGCCGUACGGUGAAGACGACAGUCCAAAUCCUCUCAACGUUUAUGGACGCAGUAAACUGGAGGGGGAGAGAGAGACACUCAGACACUGUCCAGGUGCAGUGGUACUGCGGGUCCCCGUCCUGUUCGGGGAGGUGGAGUCAGUGAUGGAGAGCGCUGUGACAUCACUGUGGACAAAGGUUGAGACGACAGAGAGUUGUACCCUCGAUCACUGCCAACAGCGGUUUCCAACGGACACACGAGAUGUUGCUACUGUUUGUAGGCAGCUUUCUGAGAGAGCAAGAGAGGAUCCAUCUAUCAGAGGUGUGUUUCAUUUCUCAGCUAAAGAGCAGAUGACUAAGUAUGAGAUGGCGGUCUCCAUCGCUCAGGCGUUUAACCUCCCAUCACACCACCUCAUACCUCUAACAGAGCAGCCGGCAGCAGCAGCUGCUCUUCGUCCAAUGAACAGUCAGCUGAACUGUUCUCGUCUGGAGCUGCUUGGCCUCAGUGUCACACCACGACCUUUCACCUCUGCCAUCACCGACGCCCUGUGGCCGUUUACACCCGACAAACGCUGGAGACAAACAGUCUUCCACUGAGUGAUGGACCUAAAGACUGACCCAAAUACAACAAGACCAUGUUCCAUUGACAGACUGAUGGGUAGACUGACCUAGAUACUGACCUACAGACGACCAUGUUCCAUAGAAAGACUGACAGGAAGACUGACCUAGAUACUGACCUACAGACGACCAUGUUCCAUAGAAAGACUAACGGGAAGACUGACCUAGAUACUGACCUACAGACGACCAUGUUCCAUAGAAAGACUGACGGGAAGACUGACAUAGAUACUGACCUACAGACGACCAUGUUCCAUAGAAAGACUGACGGGAAGACUGACAUAGAUACUGACCUACAGACGACCAUGUUCCAUAGAAAGACUGACAGGAAGACUGACCUAGAUACUGACCUACAGACGACCAUGUUCCAUAGAAAGACUGACGGGUAGACUGACCUAGAUACUGACCUACAGACGACAAUGUUCCAUAGAAAGACUGACGGGUAGACUGACCUAGAUACUGACCUACAGACGACAAUGUUCCAUAGAAAGACUGACGGGUAGACUGACAUAGAUACUGACCUACAGACGACCAUGUUCCAUAGAAAGACUGACGGGUAGACUGACCUAGAUACUGACCUACAGACGACAAUGUUCCAUAGAAAGACUGACGGGUAGACUGACAUAGAUACUGACCUACAGACGAUCAUGUUCCAUAGAAAGACUAACGGGAAGACUGACCUAGAUACUGACCUACAGACGACCAUGUUCCAUAGAAAGACUGACAGGAAGACUGACAUAGAUACUGACCUACAGACGACCAUGUUCCAUAGAAAGACUGACGGGUAGACUGACCUAGAUACUGACCUACAGACGACCAUGUUCCAUAGAAAGACUGACGGGUAGACUGACCUAGAAACUGACCUACAGACGACCAUGUUCCAUAGAAAGACUGACGGGUAGACUGACCUAGAUACUGACCUACAGACGAUCAUGUUCCAUAAAGAGAGACUGACGGGUAGACUGACAUACAGACAGUCAACCAUGUUCCAUAGACAGACAGACGGGCGGGUAGACAGAACUACAGACUUUGUUUACUUUACAGUUUCCUGAAUGUCCUAUGUACUGAUCAGAAAAUCCUCCAAAUAGUACACUGGAGUUGUUGACAAAAUCAAAUAAUUCCCUUUUAUUGUUUGUUCAUUUAAUAAUUUGUGUUUGUGAAUUAUGUUGUCAUUUAAAUACAAACUUUAAUUAUGUUUGCACUAAUGGUUUUGAGUUUUUAGUUCCACCACAGUCAGUUUUUAAAUUUCAGUAUUCAGAUUCUGUAGAAAUCAAACUUGAACACAGAGGCAGGUAAUUAGUGAGUACAAUAUGUCAAACACUUAAAUAAAAUAUUUGGACACAUUGUGAUGUUUCAUGUCUUUAAAUGGAGGUUAUUGGAGGAAAUUAAACUACUGUAAAUGAA